UUGAGGAGUCUUGAAUUGAGAAGCAUAUCACUUUCAGAAGAUAAGCCUUCAUAUCUCUCUCUGCGUAAUGUGACCCUUUACCCAAUUAGUUAAGCAAAUAACAUCUUACUUCAGAACCCACCAUCCCUUAAGGGCCCCAACCCACAAGAAAUACAUUUAGGGCUAAAGGCUAAAAGCACUUGAUUGGUGCAAGAUGUUCAAUGUCCAGGCAUUUUUUCGCUUUCCUUUUGUCUUAUUUUGUAGCAUUUGCUUAGGUUUUAUCGAUCCCCUAACAAUAAACUGCCCAUGCUAUUUAUUAGAUUAGUUAGCAAAGCAAAAAAAAUAUAUAAGCAAUCUAAUCAAAUUAGGUUUCCCUGAGUAGUUAUUUAAUGGGACUUGUACGGGGUAGAGUUGGAUUUGAUUGCUUAAGGUUGAUCUCAUAUUUACUCUUUUUCAUUCAAACUAAAUCUUAUUUGAUCUUGGUGAAUAUUUGAAUAGGAGUUAAAAUUAUUUUAUAGUUUGGUUUAUCGUAAAAUAGAUGAAUUAUUUCUUAGUGAAUUUUUCAAAUCUUCUUAUCUAGCAUAUCUUCCAUAUUAUGAAUUGAAGUAUAUCUUACUCUUAGGCAUAGUUGUUUCUUAUCAUGUACUGAAGCACAGUAGAUAGUGGCUGGCAUCUACAAUUCACAGGAACUGUUAAGAGAAACAGUAUAACAUGAGGGGUUGACUGUUUCAGAUAACAAUACAUCAAGUGUCCUUAACUUCUCCGCUCAGGAAAACAUGCAACAAAGUAGAAAAAAACACUUUUCAAAAGUACUUCCAAAUCCUUAAACAAGACAUUUGGCACCCAACUCAUCGUUUAGUGGCUCGUCUUUGUACACCAUCUGUAGUGUUAAACACAUCUAGCCAAUACCCCAUUAUUUUUUUCAUUCAUCGAACAUAAUUAUCAAUUAACUGGACACUUUUCCUUCAUAUUUAUCACCAUAAUUUUUAACAAUAAUCGAAUUUCUUUCCUUUUGGUUUGGAAUGGUAUUUUCUGGAGUGAUAGAUCGUUUUUGUUUAUGAAAGAAUGUGUUUUUAGUAAUCUGUGAAACCAGCCUAAGCUUUUCUUUUGGUUGGUAAUGGGGUGGAUUGCUGCUUUGUUGGGGAAACAUGGCAGAAGGUUUAUCAAACGCAAGGACAGUGAUGCAGGAGACACAGGUCGAGCAUUGGAAGAACUCAGAGGUUCUAUGUACAAUGACCUUCGAUCUGCAGAAGGAGCCAAGCGCCAACAGCAAAGAUUGUGUGGACCAGUUGUGGCAAUGACCUUUAAUUUCCUGGUUUCUGUUGGAAUUAUCUUGACAAACAAGUUUGUGAUGGGGAAGGUUGGAUUUAACUUCCCAAUCUUUCUUACCUUAAUUCACUACACUGUCGCGUGGAUACUACUUGCCAUUUUCAAGGCCUCUUCACUGCUUCCAGUCUCCCCUGCCUCCAAAACUACUCCCUUCUCAUCUCUAUUUACUCUUGGUGUUGUCAUGUCUUUUGCCACUGGCCUUGCAAAUACUAGCCUAAAGCAUAAUAGUGUUGGUUUCUACCAGAUGACUAAAAUUGCAGUCACUCCCACUAUUGCUGUGUCUGAGUUCAUCUUGUUUCGCAAAACCAUUUCUUAUCAGAUGAUUUUGGCUCUAUUUGUUGUCUCAGCUGGUGUGGCAGUGGCAACUGUAACAGAUUUAGAGUUCAAUCUGUUUGGUGCUGUUAUUUCAAUAGCAUGGAUUAUCCCGAGUGCUGUAAAUAAAAUCCUGUGGUCUAAGCUGCAAAAGGAUGGCAACUGGACUGCCCUAGCGUUGAUGUGGAAGACAACUCCCAUCACAGUUUUCUUCUUAGUGGCUCUGAUGCCAUGGUUGGAUCCUCCAGGAGUGUUGUCGUUUAACUGGGAUCUUAACAACUCUUCUGCAAUUCUAAUAUCAGCUCUCCUUGGUUUUCUCCUACAAUGGUCUGGUGCUUUGGCACUUGGGGCAACUUCUGCAAUAGCUCAUGUUGUUUUGGGACAGUUCAAAACCUGUGUAAUUAUGCUUGGAGGCUAUUUUCUGCUCAACUCAGAUUCUGGUUUUGUGAGCAUUUGUGGAGCUGUUACAUCUGUGUGUGGAAUGGGAGUUUACACAUCACUUAGUUUGAAAGAGUCUCAGAAAAGUUCAGAAAACCAGCUUCCGAAGCAAAUCGUAGCCACACAAAAACCAAAAACCAAUACUAAAGAAGGAAUCGAGUCGAACGAAACCAGUGUCGCAACUGUUUGAUUUUAGAGUUGACAAAGCUCUUCAACUCGAGAGAUUCUAACAGGAUGCACUUUUUAUACUCGGUAUAGGAAAUUUGAUUCUAGUGAGCAAUUGCUUAACCAAAAUUAUUUGCUUGUGUAACGAUGCUCCCAUCAUCCAACUUGCUUGAGAUCUACAUUGGCAUGGUUUUGUACAAAUAAAAAUCCCUAAUGAUUAAUAUUGACAUUUCUUGAA
This is a messenger RNA of Mangifera indica (mango), 2461 nucleotides long. RefSeq lists its product as uncharacterized. Gene Ontology annotation, cellular component: Golgi apparatus. The record is from RefSeq and is a predicted model, not a curated record. The transcript is spliced from 7 exons. Bases 1097 to 2248 code for a protein of 383 amino acids. NCBI's taxonomy places the organism in Eukaryota, Viridiplantae, Streptophyta, Magnoliopsida, Sapindales, Anacardiaceae. Gene Ontology annotation, molecular function: UDP-xylose transmembrane transporter activity; antiporter activity.